CGCGGAGAAGAUGCGUAACGUUUGUGUUUGUUGUUGCAGAUAAACAGAUCCUACACUCAUCGCUUGUUGUUUCGGUCCACUGAUAACUUGUUGUUGCCUCCUUUUCCAUUGCAUGAUUUCUUUCGUUUGCGCGGACCUCAAAGGUGAAACCCAACACACGAGGAUGAAAGAACAGAGAAGUCCUGAUCCUAAUGGGGAUUCUCCCAUACUGCAGGAGGGUGGUGUUGCAACAGCAGAUGACCCAAUGGCUAUCGCAACCAUUCAGACAGGAGCCACAUUCUCAGCAGAUCAGCAAAUCAAGUAUCUGUUCAAAACAGAAGGAACAGGAGGGCAGGUAACAUACCGGGUGAUUCAUUUGGCUGAUGGACAGGUUGAAGAACAGGCAGAUGGGGCCGCGGCAGUCAGUGUGGUCACUGGGUUUCCCACAGCAACACACUCUAUAACCCAACCUGUAACCCAGUCUGAUAGUCUGGAAGGAGAGGCAUCUGAAACUCAGUACUACUAUCCCGCUACCAUAGCUGAUGCAGCUGCUGGAACCAUGGUAACCAAUGUCCAUACAGCAGAUUCGAUAAUUUCUCAACCCACCCCUACAGGUCAACUUUAUGUAAUGAUGUCACCUCAGGAUGUUCUAGCCACAACUCAACAGAGUAAGCCAGGAACGCAGCGCACAUCCAGGGAUGACAAGCGGAGGGCCCAACACAAUGAAGUGGAACGCAGACGCAGAGACAAGAUUAACAAUUGGAUUGUCCAGCUUUCCAAAACCAUUCCAGAUUGCAAUAUAGACGCGACCAAAAAUGGUCAAGUAAGUCUACAAAGUAAAGGUGGGAUCUUGUCCAAGGCAUGCGACUAUAUCCAAGAGCUACGCCAGAGCAGUUCACGACUGGAAGAGGAGAUUAAUUCUUUGGCUAGACUGAGGAUGGACAAUCAGCUUCUUAAGCAAGAGGUUGAAGAGUGGAAAUCAAAAAACCAGAUGAUCAGAAACCAGUUAGGACAGCAUGGCAUCGUGGGGGCAACAAUGGACUCUUAGUGAUUCUAUGAACUGCAGAUCACAUUUCCGAUCACAUUUUUCAAGAUUAAUCAUUCAGUAUGAUUUUGGACAUUCACAGCCUCUUAUUUUACAACAGACACUUAAAGACUUGUAUGCCUCAGAAAUAGGUGGUAAAUCAUGUCUAGUUCAUGGCCUUGGUUUCUCCUUUGCCUUUUCAUUGUUUGAACUCACAUUUGAUUGUUUUAUUUUUUCAGGCUGAUCUGGUAUUUUUACUAAACUAAAGUUGUGAAAAAUUGUUUGAUCUGUACAUGUUUUGAUCCAUGUCCAUAGAAUGACUUUCCUUUUGUAGGACUGCUGUAGAAUCAUAUAGUGUAGCAGUCUGUUUCAAUUAUGACAUUUCUAAAAAAUGCAGGUUUACAUUUGAAUGAUCUUCAUUGAUUUCUGGUUUGAUAUCUGUAAUAAAGCAUUUACUAAACAAUGA
Molecule: messenger RNA, 1469 nt
Organism: Triplophysa dalaica
Lineage: Eukaryota; Metazoa; Chordata; Actinopteri; Cypriniformes; Nemacheilidae
Gene: usf1l
Product: upstream transcription factor 1, like
Exons: 11
Coding region: 113-1027 (304 amino acids)
Biological process (GO): regulation of transcription by RNA polymerase II
Molecular function (GO): RNA polymerase II cis-regulatory region sequence-specific DNA binding; DNA-binding transcription factor activity, RNA polymerase II-specific; protein dimerization activity
Source: RefSeq, a predicted model, not a curated record